Vitrella brassicaformis is the source of this 5292-nucleotide messenger RNA. NCBI's taxonomy places the organism in Eukaryota, Vitrellaceae. The record is from the annotation of a GenBank genome assembly.
CUCCUUUUUUCUUCCAUACGAUCGCGAUCGAACGUUUUGUCUGCCGGACGUGUUGUUUCUUAAAGACGCAAAUCGGGCACUAGUCCAAUUCGCUCCUGAUCCGCAGCGAGCCAUGGAGAACGACGAGGGUCGAGGCGGUGAUUCGCCUUCCCGGCCAUCAGAUCUGUCCAGAGGCGCUCCCACCACCCCGCGGCUCCCCGGUGCUUCGACUGCUGCUUCCCCAGGGAGCCACCCGGCAAGCUGCCCGAUGGACAGGCUUGAUCCCGAUUCGUCGACAAACCUGCUCGGGUUCCUCGACUGGCGAGGCCUCAGCCGGCUGAAUGAGGUGAACCGUCACUGGAAUGGCGCGACGUCAGCCGAGGACAACCGGCUGUGGCAGCAGGCCUAUGAAGCCUUGGUGACGCUCGAGGAGGACGAGAGGGAUGGCGGAGAGGGGGGAGGGUUGACGCCCCUCAUCGACCGACCCUUCGGGUGGGGACAGAAAGAAAGGGCUUGCCAAUGGGUGAUGGUCUAUUGCAUCAUGGUGUCUGUCUGUUUUGUUUGUGUGUGUGUGUGUGGAUGUGCCAGGGAUGCGGCGGUGGGGUGGCGCAUUAGUGUGUACGACGAGUACAGCGGCAGGUGGAACGAGGGGGAGGUCCGGGCCUUCACCCAAGCCGAAGGUUUGUUCCGUGUGCAGUUUGACGAUGGCAGGCUGGAAUGGGAGUCAGAACAGGUACACACCUACACCCCACACCACACGCAGGAGGGAGGGAGGCAGGCAGGGAGGGAGCAUCAUCCAUCAUACACACACCCAAACACAUCUUUCUCGUUAUUUGGUUUCUCUCUGUGUGUCAGCGUCGCGGCGAUCGUUGGCAUAAUUCAGGCAAGAGUCGCAUCUUCUGGCUCGCCCCGCCAGGCAUCAUCCCCCAGCAGCCCCCCCCACCCACACCACCCUCACCACUCAUGCCGGUGCCGACAGGAAUCCCACUGCAGGUGGGUGGAGGCGAUGAAGACCAAGAUAAUGCCCCCGAGCAGGAUGAGGAUGACAAUGAGAAUGACAACGAUCUCCUGCUCGAUGAUGCGGAGUUCCCAUUGCCGGCGCCGGCAGCGGCAGCGGCCGCUGCUUCUUCUUCUGCGGCGGCUGGUGUCGGUGUCGGUGGCUCUGAUGGCAGGAACGAUGCUGACGAUGAGAUAGAUCUGGAGCUGACGGUGGAUGGGCGGUGGAUCGGCCAGAACCCCCUCCGCGCCCGUGAGCCGCCACAGACACACCCCGAAGACCGGCCCGUGAGGCAAGAGAGCAGCCAGAGCAGGGGGCCGCACCGACCCCCGCCCAUCCCAUUCCCCCUACCGGCACGCAGCGCGUCAGCUCCGCCACCUGACGAGCCACGUGACGAGCCGUCAUCGAGUGAAGACGAGAACGAUGCCGCCGACCGCCCGCCCUCUGCACGGCCGCCGCGUGUGGACCCAUACCAGCCAACGCCUAGGCAGGGAUCGGCGGAUCAGGUAGACGGGGAUGCGUCGCCCUACCUGCGGGCAGACGAGCACCGUCGUAGGAUGAACCGGCAGCGGCUGCAGGAGUACGUGAGGCGGCCGACGGGCAGGGACGGUGGGCGGGGGCGUCUGUUGCCACCCCUCAAGUUUGUGCGGUGGCGUGACGAGGUGCGGCAGAAUGUCACCUAUGUGCCGACAGAUCUCGUGAUCGCAAUCCACCAUCACGGAGAUGAGGUGAGCAAGGGAGGGAGGGGGAGGGUUGCUGGCAGGGAAGUAGGACAAUGGGUGCGUGUUUCUUGAUGUCAGGUCUUGUAUUGCUGCUUCUCGCACAACGGGCGUCUUCUUGCGUCGUGCUCGCGGGACGGAACGACCCUCAUCUACAGGUGGGUGAGGCAGUCCGCCAGCCGUCGACCAGGAGUGAGUCGGUCACUAAUCUCAUCUGCUCUCCCUCUCCGCCCACUGAUGUAUUGUAUGCAGAGUGAGCGACAUCUUUAACUACGUCCAGGGCACCUCAUCGCGCCCCGCCAUCCCAUCGCCACCCCCACCCCCACCGCACAAGCCCUUUGCACGCAGCAGCUUCUUGCCCUCGCCGUUGCGCGGUGGGCAGCCCCACCCGAGGCUGCCCCGAAACCCGCGGCCCGUCAGGCGCUUCAUCCACAGCAACACCCCCUGUCGCUGCGUGUGGUCGCCCGACGACCGUUAUCUGCUCGUCUGCACCGAGGUAGGUGAGAUGGAAUGGCGGGUGGGGGGGAGGAGAAGGCGCGUAACUGUUGGUUGUGUGGUCCUUUGGCGGAUAUCUGUGUAAGGCCACGAUGGGCGACUCGUUCGGCAGCCCGUCGAAGGCGGAGCUGUGGGACGUUAGGCGCAGGUGAGAGGAGGGUCGGGUGGAGAGAGGCUGUUCACCUGCCCCUCUCUCCGUCGUGUCGUGUUCUUCUGCGUGUGUUGCAGCGAGUGUGUGAUCAAGACGGUGUGCAGCCCUUUCGAUGUCUAUGCAGUGUGGCUGUCCGGCGGGGGCCUAUCGAGCGGCCCUACUGCCGGCCCUGCCAGUAGUCCCGGUCCGUCUCCGUCUGGUCCUUCUGGUGGCGGUGGUGGGAGUGGGGGUGGUAGUGUGCCGUCGUAUCGCUUCAUGGCUACGGAGUCGGCCUCCUAUGACUUCGCGCAGGACCGAUGGAAGCAGGUCAGCAGGGGAGGGACACACAUUGACGAGAGACACACACACAUUUUGUUUGUGUUGUCUGUCUGUCUGUCUGUCUGUUUCCCGGUCUGCAGACGCUGGCCGUGAGUGACGUGAGGGGCCGUGUGCAUCGCAGGCUGACCCUGCGGAUGGAGGCCAUGAGCUACGCCAGGUCGGUACAGUCAGUACCCACACACAAAACAACACACCACCACACAGCUCGGGAGCAAGGCGGGUCUUUCUGUCUCGUGUGUGUCUGUGGUGUGGGUGUGUUGACCCACACAGCAGGAACAUAGAGGUGGAGGGCAAUGACCAUUUCGUGGCCUUCGUCGCGGGCUCGAAUUGCCACCUCAGCGACCUCAUCUGCCUCAUGCCCCUCAACAACGGUCAGCCAGCCAGCCAGCCACCACACCCACACACAUACGUUUCCAUCCAUCCAUCCAUCCAUCAGGUGAGGGUGGGUGGGAGUCCUCCGAGGUCUAUCGCACCGCCGCGGCACGGUCACGUGCAUGGCUCAAGGAGCGAGCAGCACAACCACCACAACCACAGCAGCAGCCACAACAGCAGCAGCUCCUGCCGGUCCCUCCAGGCGGCGACCCUCAGCCGCCCCCCACCCCACCCCCGACACAAGAGCAGGAGCAUGCAGGCCUGGCGCGUGUGCUGCGCGAGAGCGGCAAUGACGGGGUCAGAGACAGCCGUUGCAGGGGCGAGGGGAACGUUUACGUCGCCGACAUCAGAGUGCAGGUGACAAGAGCACAAACGACACAACCACCCCACUGAGAGAUAAGGAGAGGACAUGUAAUGUGUUGUGUUGUGUGGGCGCAGGAUGAUCGUUACCGCUUCUCAUACCAGCGUGCGCCGACCCGCUCUCUCCGGGGCCGCAGCCUACUCCGGGGCGCCACAGACGAUGAAAUACGGAUGCCUCCCCGCCCGCCGUCGCAUCGCGCCCUCACCGACCACCAGGAGCCACCACCCACAGAUGUGCGUGAAGGCCUCACCAGGCUGCGGCCACGCUUCCCCUCGUCCAUCGUCCGCACCAUCAAGCGACGCAGGAGCCAGCAAGCUACCAAGGAUGCCGCUGAGGCCUCGGCUGGCCCAUCGCUGAGGCCUCGGUCCGGCGUUUUGUCCUUGCUGCGUCGCCACAGGCGUCGUGAAGACGGAGACAGGGACGGUGAGCACGAUGACGACCAUAUGAGAGACGACCACCCCCCCUCACCCCCUGCAGCACCAGCAGCAGCAGCGGCAGCAGCACGGCCCUCCGUGUGUGACGACGACCGUCUGAGUCUGGCGUCGAUCGAUUCGGACUGGGCGGCCCAUUGCCAGGCGCCCGAUGACGAGGAGGAGUCGGAGGACAACGACGGCGUCUUCGGCAUGCAUCUCCCGACACCCCCACCACUCGGGCAUCCACACGCACUGCCCGGCCCUCACCGGGCCACUGGCAGUGGCAGGGACGACGAUCGCAUGGCUGUGGACGAAGGAGAGGGGGAGGGGGAGGACCAUGGUGGGGGGCCGUUAGUGGAGAGCGUGUCUGUGGAGAGCACCAACGACUGGCGGCCGCUGGUGGUCAUCGAUGCGAGGGCGGGAGUGCUCACACUGCGGGUCACACAAGGUGACAAAAUCAAGACCUGAAUGGACGGAGGGAUGGAAAGGCCGUGUGCUUCGGUGGGGUGUGUGUGUGCGUGUGUGCAGAUGGCCAGUUCCUGUUGGUCAACUGUCGUCCGUUUGAGGGCAGUCAGUACCUGCGGCUGCGGCUGCUGGACCGGCUGUCGGCGGUGCGGCAGCCGAAGCCCGACCUCAAGUCAGCCAUGGAGGUGCACAUCUACCAUAUACCCACACUCACAAAGGUGAGUGACGUGAGGAGGGGAACGCACCGACACCGACACACCCUCACACAAGCUCGAGAGAGAUGUUAGUUGUCGUAAUACGUAUCAGGUAGCUGUGCUGAAGGGUCACGUGGCGUUCACCACCAAGGCGUGCCCCUUCCUCAUCAACCUCAUGGAGGGCGGGCCCGGACCAGACCUGCCCUUCCCACCCAUACACCACACACGCGACACUCACGACCACCCCGCACCCAAACCAACACCAUCAUCGCCACCACCCGCAGCAGCAGCAGCAGCAGCAGCGGCGGCUCCCUCAUCGUCUGCGCGUGAUGCAGACGCAAUGAUGGACCAGGACGAGCCGUCAGACGGGCAGGAGCCCUCUUCAUCCUGUGUUGAGGGUGCGAGGCGGCCGGCAGGGGUGUGUGGCCAACAGCAGCCGCCAUGGCGGUGUUACGACUUCGUGGCGAGUGGCAGUGAGGAUCACCGGGUGUACGUGUGGCACAUGCGGCACCAGCGGCUGGUGAGCAUCCUCGCCAACGGACACACCGACGUCGUCAACAGUGGUCAGCAAACAUCACACGGGGGGAUCAAUGAGUGCGGCUGGAAGAGUCUGUAUCUAUCUGUGUGUGUGUGUGUGUGUGCAGUGAGCUGGAAUUCUGGUGUGCCGGGCCUGCUGGCGUCGUGUGGCGACGAGGGCCAUGUGUGUCUGUGGUCACCCAGGCGCCUCAAGCACCACAUCAUUAGACAUGGCGCCAGUGCGCUGCCUUGGCGGAGAAACACAGCGGACCUGCCCGUGGCCAGGCGAGAGCAGUAGGUGUGUGAAUGCAG